AUGCCGCAAAAUUGUUGUGUUCCAAACUGUACCAAAAAGAAUUACAGAACCGAAAACGGGGAGAAAAUUUCUUACUUGAAGUUUCCAGACGACGUUAUCGUCAAAAAACGUUGGCUCCAUGCCAUUCGUCGAGACGAAGGAAAAGCGUUUAGAGUCAACCAAAACACAAAGAUCUGUUCUCGUCAUUUUGAGCCCGAGGACUUGGUUAAAGCUAUUGGAGGUCAACGUGUUUAUGUAAAGGCAGGGGUAAUUCCAUCUCGAUUUUCGUGGUCCAAAGGUUCUCCGAAAAAGCGAGCACCUCCUAAAUGUCGCAAUCUUUCGUCUACAACAGAGUGUUCAAACAAGGAGUUGCAAUCAUCUCAAAGUCAAACAACUGCAGAUGCAGCUGAAGCAUCUUCUGAAACCUGUACUUUAUCAGCAGCUUUUAGUUAUCAUGAUGUGGAAAACAGCUUAAGUUCGUGUGAAGAUCAAACAGAAGAAGUUAAAAAACUUGAAGGAAUUCGAGGUUUUGAACUUGAAAAUGCGAAGUUAAAGGCUGAAAUAGAGGUAUUAAUACGCCAGAGGAGCCUUAAAGAUUCCCGCCUUUUUCAGAUACGCAAUUUUACUACCAACGAGGACAUUGCCUUUUAUACGGGAUUUCCUGAUUUAGCAACAUUUAAUGUUGUGUUUGAAUUUUUAAAUACUAGAUCGAAAGGGGAAAACAUUAGGUACUGUUCAUCAAAAGAAAGAACUGUCCAAAAGGAGUUUUACGUUAGUGGAAAAUAUGGAACCAGAGGGAUGUACUAGCAUAGGUAGAUGAAGAAUCUUAGAACCCAGAGAGGAGUUCUUCCUUGUUCUUUGCAGACUGAGAAGGGGAUUUGCAGAAAAACAUCUAGCUCACUUGUUUGGUAUUUCGCAGUCGACAGUAAGCAGAACAUUCCUUUCUUGGAUAAAUUACAUGUAUUUAAAAUUUGGUCAAGUAUCUAUAUGGCCUAAUAGGGAGGUUAUAAGAGCUACAAUGCCUGACAGCUUUAAAGAGAAAUACUCUUGCACCCGUGUAAUAAUCGAUUGUACAGAAAUUAGAUGCCAAAUGCCUUCCAGCCUUCUGCUGAAUUCCAAAUUGUUCAGCUCCUAUAAGAACCAUGUAACUCUAAAAGGCUUAGUUGGAAUUGCUCCCAGUGGAGCUAUAACUUUUAUCAGUCAGCUAUAUAGUGGAAGCAUUUCCGAUCGCGAAAUUGUUGAACGAAGUGGUUUCCUGAAGUUAGAAUUUGACAAUGGUGACAUCGUGAUGGCCAAUAAAGGUUUUACAAUUGAAGACCUACUCCCACUAGGUGUAACCCUAAACAUUCCCCCCUUUUUAGGGUCUAAUAGCCAAAUGACAGCAGAAGAUGUUAUCAAGACUCAAGAAAUUGCUUCUGUUAGAGUACACGUUGAACGGGCCAUCAAUAAAAUCAAGAAUUUUCACUUAUGGGAUAGUGUUGUACCCCUCAGUUUGUUUGGGGUAGUAAACCAAAUGUGGAGUGUCUGUGCCUUUUUAUGUAACAUUCAGGACCCUCUUAUUUCCACUUAA
Molecule: messenger RNA, 1549 nt
Organism: Pocillopora meandrina
Lineage: Eukaryota; Metazoa; Cnidaria; Anthozoa; Scleractinia; Pocilloporidae
Source: the annotation of a GenBank genome assembly